Messenger RNA from Fusarium sp. VM40, 1986 nucleotides. The record is from the annotation of a GenBank genome assembly. Lineage: Eukaryota; Fungi; Ascomycota; Sordariomycetes; Hypocreales; Nectriaceae.
AUGGCUACAAAUCUGUCAAGGGCUGCUACUGUGUCAGCUUCCUCUGGAUAUCAUAGACGUAGAGGAAGCUUCACCGCAGAUUGGACAGAUACAAGUUCCUUUGCCAAACAUUCCUUCGACAAGAGAGUUUCCAGAGACGACCUUGCUCUCAUCCUCAAGAGCUCAAAGAAGGGCAACAACGUGACGGCGUUUCAUAUCCCGAUUCAUGGCCGAUUACCGUCUCCCGAACACAGCCCGCGGACAUCGUCAAUAACGAGAACGACCUGGGUGCGGACAUCAACCCCGGAUUCCGUGGAAGACGGCCCUCAGACUGGUGUGAUUGCCGUCGGUAUGGCGAUAGGAAGCCCAACACAGAUGGGAGACUUUGCGCCGGUGCAGUGGUCACCUCGGAACAUAGCCAUGAACGCAGUGAUUGCUUCACCAGAACCGAUACCAGAGGCUAUCCCAGAGCCUGUCGAGGAUACUCAGCAGAAGAGUCGGAAAUGGGGUCUCUUCCGAUCAAAAUCGAAACGAAGCACGCGCCCGACCCAGCCUCAGCGAGCCCUGACAGAUACUGGCAACGUUUCGACAAUAUCGUUGACUUCGUCUGGAAUGCCAUCUUCAACCUCAACAGACCACAGUUCACGAAGAACACCAAAGUACAAACCCAUCGUUAUAAGAUCUCAUACAGAGCCACUCACAGCCGAGCCAGCCGAGCAUGUUGAUGAAGCACCCUUGACAGCACCAACGCUGGUCGAGAGGCCCUUAUCACCGGGUAGACUAACAAAAGAAAAGCCAUCUCUUCAGCGAAAGGCGUCAAAGGAGACGAAGCUUAAAGAAUCGGCACCCGGAGGUCUGGGUCGCAAGAUGACACUAAGAGGCCUUCGAGGAGACUCCAGCAAGAAGAGAGCGGAAAAGGCAUUCGUUCCACCACCCUCUUCACCGCCCCCAAUUCCUGCGAUUCCUCGUUCGCUCCUUGACGUCGAGAUUCCUAGCAUCAAGAUGGACCGAUAUAGCGUUAUGUUCAACAGUGUACUACAGCCACCUCAAGGAUCAGCCUCUUCACUUCUUGCCCGACGACAAGCAACUUUGGAUCAUCUCAAGACAGUCAAGGAUGCAAUCACCGAGAAUCGAAAUGAUACUCAUCGACCUCGAAGGGCGACUUCUCCUCAGCCUUCACCAUCUUUUGCUCCUCAACCGGACACAUCCAAACCACUGCCUUCACCUCGAUUCAGAGCCAACACAACUCCAGCCUCAAUAGAAUCUCCCACAGCUCCCUUCUAUCAACUGGAUUCGCCUACCAUCGUGGCUCCUACCCCUAGGGUUGUUGAGGUCUCCCGGGCUGUAUCGCAACAUAACAAGUUCGCAUCGCAGGCUUCUCAUUAUCAGCCUGCUCUUGUGUCCAAGUUCAACCGACGCCCUAGUGCUCCAUCUACUGAAAAGGUCAGCGUUGCUGUCGUUGGACAGGUAUCACCGCCUGUGCCUGUGCCUGCACCUGCGCCGGUCGCUUUACCUACCGCUCGCUCCAAGUCAACUUCUCCUUUUACCCCUUCGCACAAGGCCCCAGACUCUCCCGAGCACACGGAUGACGAAGGAGAUGACCAUACAGCCAAGGGACAGUUCUCGUCCCCUUCAGGUCCUUCAGGACAAACGAUCUCGCCUCCAGCCUCCAUCACAUCUUCACUGGCAUCUCCCAAGGCACAAGCCACUGAGUCUGACCCACAGGAGGCUCUACGAAACGCCGUUGAGGUCUCCAUUGCUCGCCAGAUUAGCGUCUCGCGUCAGCAGCGCAAGAUGCUGCAUCCUCUGAAGAGCAACCCAAGCGUGAGGCACAGGACGAACGGCAGCCCUCAUGGACCGGGCUAUAUCCACAUCGAGAAAGACGAGCGCCUCGCCGAGACCAACUCCUCUACCCCGACCUUGGUACACCCCAGGGAGCUAGCUCAUUCUCCUGAUGCCUACCAAGUGCAUCGCAAGAGUGAGAUGGUCAUUCUCGAGGAAUCUUAA